AUGUUGGCCAAAAGCUUGAAGAUUUUGUUUAGCAAAAAGAUGCUGACCACCUCAAUGUGCUUUUACUGUACUCUUGCCGUGGUGUUUCUCCUGGAAACAUACUUUCCCUUCACAGUUUUGGCUGCAGACAGGUAUAGCCGGGCUGAUUUCCCGGCCGAUUUUGUCUUUGGAGCUGGCUCUUCUGCCUAUCAGGUUGAAGGGGCUGCAUCUGAAGAUGGAAGGACUCCUAGCAUUUGGGAUACGUUUGCUCAUGCUGGUAAAUAUGAUGGGGCAACUGGAGAUGUAGCGUGUGAUAUGUACCACAAAUAUAAGGAAGAUGUUCAACUUAUGGUGAAUACAGGCCUGGAAGCCUUCAGAUUUUCCAUCUCUUGGUCCAGGCUUAUUCCUAAUGGAGAAGGACCUGUGAAUCCCAAAGCAGUGCAAUAUUACAACAGUCUUAUAAAUGAGAUUAUUAGCCAUGGUAUUCAACCACACGUUACACUUUUUCAUGAUGAUCUGCCACAGGCACUUGAGGACAAAUAUAGUGGCGUGCUUAGUAGGAAAUUCGUGAAAGACUUCACUGCGUAUGCUGAUGUGUGCUUCAAGGAAUUUGGCGACAGGGUUUCCCAUUGGACAACCUUUAAUGAAGCAAAUGUGUUCGUCUUGGGUGGUUAUGAUCUUGGUUUCCUGCCACCGUGCCAUUGCUCUAUACCAGGAAAAGUAGAUUGCGUUUUGGGCAACUCUUCCACAGAACCAUACAUCGCUGCUCAUAAUAUCUUGCUUGCACAUGCAUCUGCUGUGAAAUUGUAUCGAGAAAAGUAUAAGAAGAACCAACAUGGUUCAGUGGGACUAAAUAUCUUUAUCUAUUGGUUUACUGCUCAUACCAAUACGACAAAUGACAUCCUCGCAACUCAAAGAGCCUUUGAUUACUAUGUCGGUUGGUUCCUUAACCCUCUGUUUUUUGGGGACUAUCCCGACAUAAUGAAGAAGAACGCCGGCAGAAGACUUCCAGCAUUCACCAAAUCUGAAUCUAUUCUGGUAAAGGGUGCAAUUGAUUUUGUCGGGGUGAACCACUAUACUACAGUACCCGUGAUGGAUGAUUCCAGUAUCCCAAAACUUGAUGUUUCAGCUGACAUGGAAAUCAGACUCCUAUUUAGCAUAGUACCACAAGAAUCGUUUCGUGUGAUGUCAUCGGGUCUUUAUAACACACUUGAGUAUCUGAAGGAAGUAUAUGGCAAUCCCCCAAUCUAUAUCCAUGAAAAUGGUCAAUUUACACCACGGAAUGGAACGUUAAAUGAUACAUCAAGGGUGGAAUACUUGCAUGCCUACAUUGGAAGUUUGCUUGAUGCUUUGAGGAAUGGAUCGAACACAAAAGGAUACUUCGUAUGGUCCUUCUUAGAUGGUCUUGAGCUGCUGGAUGGAUACAAGUCAGCUUAUGGCCUAUACUAUGUGGAUUUAAAUGAUAAGGAGCUGAAAAGAUACCCAAAACUCUCAGCUCAUUGUGAAAUUGUUAGUCCUACUUUUUCUUAUUGGGAUAAUGGGAUUGGUUUGAUUAGUCUGUUGGAUAUAUAUCUUCCCUUCACAGUCUUGGCUGCGGACAGCUAUAGCCGGACUGAUUUCCCAGCCGAUUUUGUCUUCGGAGCUGGUUCUUCUGCCUAUCAGGUCGAAGGGGCUGCAUCCGAAGAUGGAAGGACUCCUAGCAUUUGGGAUACCUUUGCUCAUGCGGGUAAAUAUGAUGGGGCAACUGGAGACGUUGCGUCUGAUAUGUACCACAAAUACAAGGAAGAUGUUCAACUCAUGCUGAAUACGGGCCUGGAGGCCUUCAGAUUUUCCAUUUCUUGGUCCAGGCUUUUUCCUAAUGGAGAAGGACCUGUGAAUCCCAAAGCAGUGCAAUAUUACAACAGUCUCAUAAAUGAGAUUGUUAGCAAUGGUAUUCAACCACAUGUUACACUUUUUCAUGACGAUCUGCCACAGGCUCUGGAGGACAAAUAUAGUGGCGUUCUAAGUAGGAAAUUUGUGAAAGACUUCACUUCGUUUGCUGAUGCGUGCUUCAAGGAAUUCGGCGACAGGGUCUCCCAUUGGACAACCUUUAAUGAAGCGAAUGCGUUUAUCUUGGGUGGUUAUGAUCUUGGUUUUCUGCCACCAGGCCGUUGCUCUCUACCAGGAAGCAAUUACUGCGUUUUGGGUAACUCUUCCACGGAACCAUACAUUGCUGCUCAUAAUAUCUUGCUUGCACAUUCGUCUGCUGUGAAGUUGUAUCGAGAAAAGUACAAGAAAACUCAACAUGGGUCAGUUGGACUAAAUAUCUUAAUCCCUUGGUUUACUGCUGGUACUGAUAUGAAAAACGACAUCCUUGCAACUCAAAGAGGUCGUGAUUAUUACAUCGGUUGGUUCCUUGAUCCUCUGUUUUUCGGAGACUAUCCUGACAUAAUGAAGAAGAAUGCCGGCAGAAGACUUCCAGCUUUCACCAAAUCAGAAUCUAUGCUGGUUAAGGGUGCGAUUGACUUUGUAGGGGUGAACCAUUAUUAUACAAUGGCUGUGAUGGAUGGCGAUUCCAGUAUGCCAAGACUUGAUGUUUCAGCUGACAUGCAAAUCAGACUCCAAUUUACCAUACGACCAGAAGGCCAGUUUCCUGUGACACCUGCGGGCCUCCAUGACACUCUAGACUAUCUGAAGCAAGUUUAUGGCAAUCCUCCAAUCUAUAUCCAUGAAAAUGGUCAAAUUACAGAGCGCAAUGGAACCCUAAAUGACACAUCGAGGGUGGAUUACUUGCAAGCCUACAUUGGAGGUUUACUUGAUGCUUUGAGGAAUGGAUCAAACGCGAGAGGAUACUUCGUAUGGUCCUUCUUAGAUGGUCUGGAAUUACUAGAUGGAUACAAGUCGGCUUUUGGUUUAUACUAUGUGGAUUUGAAUGAUAAGGAGCUGAAAAGAUACCCAAAACUCUCAGCUCACUGCAAAGUGGUGGAUGAUUAUGUUAGAACUGACUUCCCUCCUGACUUUGUUUUUGGAUGUGGAACUUCUGCUUAUCAAGUUGAGGGAGCUGCAUUUGAAGAUGGGAGGACUCCAAGCAUUUGGGACACCUUUGCACAUUCUCAUCCCGAAGGCGGCAACGGAGAUGUUGCUUGUGAUGGAUAUCAUAAGUAUAAGGAAGACAUUAAACUCAUGGCUGAGAUGGGACUGGAGGCCUAUAGAUUCUCCAUCUCAUGGUCAAGACUCCUUCCAAAUGGAAGGGGACCAGUCAACCCGAAGGGAUUAGCCUACUAUAACAACCUUAUUAACGAACUAAUCAGCCAUGGAAUCAAACCAUAUGUUACCCUGUAUCACAUAGAUACACCACAGGUACUUGAAGAUGAAUAUGGGGGAUGGCUUAGUCGGAAGAUUGUGAAGGACUUUGCUGCAUAUGCCGAUGUAUGCUUCAAAGAAUUCGGGGACAGAGUUUUACAUUGGACUACUUUGAAUGAACCCAAUAUUUUUGCAUUGGGUGGUUAUGAUUCUAAUCAAAUGCCCCCUGGCCGGUGUUCCUAUCCAUUCGGGCAGGCCUGUACCAAGGGUAACUCAACAAUUGAGCCCUACAUUGCGCUUCAUAACAUGUUACUGGCGCACUCAACUGCUGUGAAAUUGUAUAAGAAACAGUACAAGGCGACGCAGCACGGUUUUGUGGGAAUAAAUGUGUACUCUUUUGGGAUUAAGCCAUGUACAGAUAGUACAGCCGAUGUUAUUGCUGCCCAAAGAGCUCUUGAUUACUAUAUUGGUUGGGUUGUCAACCCUUUGAUUUAUGGCGACUAUCCUGAUGUAAUGAAGAAGAACAGCGGUACCAGACUUCCAGCCUUCUCCGCAGCUGAGUCCAAGCUAGUUAAGGGCUCCUUUGACUUCUUUGGACUCAAUCAUUAUACUUCAUUUUGUGCUGAGGACCAUUCAAGCAGCCUUGAAAACGAGAUAAGGGAUGUUAAAGGAGACAUGGCUCUCGAGAUCAUACUUGAUGGAAAUGGUCAGUUUCCACCAGUUGAGUAUUCUGUAUUACCAUCAGGUUUAUAUUCAAAUCUGGAGUACUUCAAGGAAGCUUAUGGCAACCCGCCGAUUUUUAUCCAGGAAAAUGGUCAGAAAACAAAUCGCAGCGUAACUGUUAAUGACCCAACAAGGGUGGAGUACGUGAGUGCUUACAUUGGUGCUGUGCUUGAUGCUAUCAGGAAUGGCUCCAACACCAAAGGGUAUUUCUUGUGGUCGUUUUUAGAUGGUUAUGAGUUAUUGGAUGCAUUCAAGUCAGCGUACGGCCUAAUUUAUGUGGAUAUGAUCAAUGACAAAGAACUCAAGAGAUAUCCUAAGCUUUCUGCAGAAUGGUUGGUUACCAUGACCAUUUUGUUGCUGUUGUUGUUUCUGGCGAUUUCCGGGGAGGCGAAUUUUACAAGGGAUGAUUUCCCAGAGGACUUUGUUUUUGGAGCUGGAACUUCUGCAUAUCAAGUAGAAGGUGCUGCUUUUGAAGAUGGAAGGCUGGCUAGCAUUUGGGACACUUAUGUUCAUGCUGACAAUGAAUUUACUAGUGUAAACUAUAAUGGGGCCAGUGGAGAUGUAGCAUGUGAUCAAUAUCACAAAUACAAGGAAGAUGUCCAACUCAUGGUUGAUAUUGGUUUAGAAGCCUACAGAUUCUCCAUUUCAUGGGCAAGACUUAUCCCUAAUGGAAACGGCCCGGUAAACCCCAAAGGAUUGGAAUACUACAACAAUCUCAUCAAUGAACUAAUCAAGCAUGGAAUAGAACCUCAUGUCACUUUGUACCACCUGGAUACUCCGCAAGCUCUUGAAGAUGAAUAUAAGGGAUGGCUUAGUCCAAAAAUGGUGAGAGACUUCACCAGCUAUGCUGAUGUUUGCUUCAAGGAAUUUGGAGACAGGGUAUCACACUGGACUACCAUAAAUGAGGCUAAUGUGUUCGCAAUUGGAGGUUAUGACAAUGGACUUACCCCUCCAGGGCGUUGCUCUUCGCCUUUUGGAUUCGUUUGUACUAGGGGUAACUCCUCAACUGAACCAUAUAUUGCUGCUCAUAACAUGUUGCUGGCACACUCCUCUGUUGUAAAGCUGUAUCGAAGAAAGUAUAAGGCCACACAACAUGGUUUUGUGGGACUAAACCUCUUUGCUCCUUGGUUUGCUCCAUCUACUAAUGCUACAGAAGAUGCAGUCGCGACCCAGAGAACUAUAGAUUUUUAUAUUGGCUGGUUUCUCCAUCCUCUGGUGUAUGGAGAAUAUCCAGAAAUCAUUAAGGAGAAUGCUGGAACCAGGCUUCCAGACCUUACGUCGAAUGAAGUAAAGCUUGUAAAGGGCUCAUUUGAUUUCAUAGGCAUGAACCAUUAUUCGACAAUCUAUGUCACGGACGAUCCAAGCAGCUUGAAGUUGAAUAUCAGGGAUGUAAAUGCUGACAUGGGAUCAACCAUAUCAUGGAAGCCUAAUUUUAAACCAUCAGAUCAGGAUAAGAUAGAUUCAUCUGGGCUCUACGAGAUUUUGGAAUAUCUCAAAACAGCUUAUGGAAAUCCAGCUACUUAUGUUCAUGAAAAUGGUCAAGGGACGGCACGCAAUGGAACACUGGAAGAUGCAUCAAGGAUCAAGUACAUAAAGUCAUACAUUGGAUCUUUGCUCGAUGCUGUAAGGGCUGGAUCGAAUUCCAAGGGCUACUUUCUCUGGUCAUUCUUAGACGGAUUUGAAUUGAUGGGAGGGUAUAAGGUAGGAUUUGGUCUGUGCUAUGUCGAUUUGGAUGACAAGCAACUGAGAAGAUAUCCAAAGCUCUCUGCACAAUGGUACUCCAAUUUCCUCAAGGGUAGAAACACCAAAACCGAUAACACGAUCGAAAUUCAGAACACAAAUUCCAUCUCUUCAGCAUCUGAAGCCUCUCAUUAG
Oldenlandia corymbosa var. corymbosa is the source of this 5859-nucleotide messenger RNA. The record is from the annotation of a GenBank genome assembly. NCBI's taxonomy places the organism in Eukaryota, Viridiplantae, Streptophyta, Magnoliopsida, Gentianales, Rubiaceae.